Messenger RNA from Benincasa hispida (wax gourd), 1812 nucleotides. The record is from RefSeq and is a predicted model, not a curated record. Lineage: Eukaryota; Viridiplantae; Streptophyta; Magnoliopsida; Cucurbitales; Cucurbitaceae.
ACUUGAUGCAUAUUCAAGGAAGAGUUUUAAGUUUGGAAAAAGAAAUGGAUGAAUCCUUAGAAUUGGAUACCGAAUCCUUUUCAGAGAAGACCAAACUAAGAAUAUUGAAAAUCAAUAAUGUGGAGCUCUCUGAAGACAUUGAAUAUCUCUCUCAAUUGUUGCAGAUAAUUAAUUGGCCUGGCUAUCCUUCGAAGAGUUUGCCCCCAACGUUUCAAGUGCGGUAUUUGUUUGGACUACUCUUGCCUCAUAGUCACAUUUUACGACUUUGGGAUGGAAAAAAGGUUAGCCUUAAAACUCUUAAUUCUCCCCCAACUCAACAUCGAAUUUGGAAGUCAAUGCUCCCUCAAUUCAACAUUCAUCAAACAGUAUCUACUGGUUUGGGGUGCCUUAAAACUCUUAAUUUGAUGGGUUGCAAACUUAUGGAUGAGGACAUUCCUGAAGAUCUCCAUUGCUUUUCCUCAUUAGAAACACUAGAUCUGAGCUAUAAUAAAUUCACAACACUCCCUGAUAGUCUUAGCCACCUCAAUAAGUUAAAAACAUUGAACCUGAAUUUUUGCACUGAGCUUAAAGACUUACCAAAGCGUCCAGACAGUUUGCAAUAUGUAGGAGGAAUAGACUGCAGAUCAAUGUCAGAACAAUAUUAUAACAAAAUUUUGCUUAUCCCUUCAAAUUCUGGACACCAACUUUACCUUAAUUUUAUCAUUCGUUCCGAGGAUACAAAUGUAGAAUGUGCCAUGAACUUGUUCCAACAUUCGAUAUUUACUCGAAGAUCGUUUGUGCUAAAUAUUAUAUAAGAGAAACCAUCCACUAUCAUCCAUGAAGAUGUCGACAUGUUGGAGUGGUUUGGCCAGAUAAAUGAAGGGAAUUGGAUAAACAUCCAGUAUGAGCAAGAAUUCUCAAUCAGUAAACCACUCAAUAUCAUGUAUGAAGAUGUUGAUCUAAGCAAUGUUUGUGGAGUUUUCCUCUCAACAAACAUUGAAUUUCCACUAAUUUUAGAUCAUCUUGCACUUGGAGGAUUCUCUGUUAGCUUUGAAAUGUUCUGGUGGAACAAUGGGUUAUGAGAUGUCCCAAUUUAAAGCUACAAGAUUCUUUUGCGUAGCAUACAUACCAAUUUGAAUGUUUAUACAUCAUAGUUUGAUGGUUCAAAGAUGCUUCUCUAUCAAGUCUACAAUUAGUUAUUGUUGUGAUCAUAUAGAUGCAAGCAAGGUCAAAAUCAAAGCAUGUGGUGUUUCAUCUUUACUCUCCUGGCUAAAUGUAUCAGAGUAUUUGGGAAAGUUGUUCGCUAAACGUUAUUGCUCUAAACGCAAUUUCUGCACCAUGAUUCGACAACAUUAUGAUCAUAAUAGUGAAUGUAGGUGUGAUGAACUUGAGGUUGCAAAGGAUGACUUUUCAUCCUAUACAUUUGAAUCUGAUGAUUCAACAUUUUUGCUAAGGAUGAACCUCAGAGUAUUGGGGAUAAUAAACUGAUCUUCAUCUGCUUGUGGACGUAGUUAACACACUAUUAGUGUACUAUACCAUGAACGAUUUAGAAGUAAGUUUGAUCUUCUUCUGGAUGGAGAUAAGAUUCCAAAACUCUUCACCAAUCAAAGCGGAGGAAACAUGACAGAAAUAAAGUUACCACAAUAUUUGGAAAAAUUUCGAGACAGUGUAGGUCUUUCUGUGUGUGCUCUUGUGGUUGUGGACGAGAAAAAAAGAAAACUAAAUGACAUUAUUCCAGAACAAGGAAGGUAUAUAAAAGUUGCGGAUCUUAUAUGCAAACUCAAAGUUGACCCAUAUCAAAUUUUACCAAAGCACUGUCACUUUAUAUCUCAA